CAAACAAUUGGCGACCUCGGCGGGCACAUCGAACUCGAAUCAAUCAAGAGCGAUUGAUAAGAAGGGCCACUUGACGGUAGAAAGUUUCCUAUAAAUACGACAGAUGCCGGGCAGCGAACCACCCACAAACUCGUAAGCCAUGCGUCUGCCAGCCCUCCUUUGGCCACUGGCCUGCUGCCUGGUGAUGCUUCUGCUUCCGUCCGGAACUCGCUCGCAGUGCAAUGAUACUCACCAGCCGGGAUGUCUCCACAAGGCGGAGCUGAAUAUCUCCCAGCGCCAUUGUCUGGACCCCACGAAGUACUGGCUCUGCACAGCCAUUGGCCAGGAAGCCCAGCUCAAGAAGUGUCAGGCUAAUACAGGAUUCGAUCAGGACCUCAACGCCUGCGUGCCUUGGGUCGCUUGGGUUUGGCAGCCUUGUAUCGAGCCGCCCAGUCGUCCACCCGGCUGGACACCCUGUUAAAAAGUAUAUUGGAUUUGGUUCCCUAAAUGCAUUUCUAAAUACAUUUCUAUACUUGAAUGUAGUAACUUACUUUUUGAGUUAUUGUCACGUAACAUUAUUUUUGCUUCUUAAUAUGUCAUUUCUCCGAUGAGUGAUUCUUCUGACAAUAUAUACCAUCAAUUAAAUUAUGGCUUUAUAAACAAAUUAUUUCAAAUAAGUUCUAUUUGACAGAGGCAACAAAUAUAAUAUACGCUUUUUGGUAAUUUUAA
Molecule: messenger RNA, 708 nt
Organism: Drosophila gunungcola (fruit fly)
Lineage: Eukaryota; Metazoa; Arthropoda; Insecta; Diptera; Drosophilidae
Exons: 2
Coding region: 140-460 (106 amino acids)
Molecular function (GO): chitin binding
Source: RefSeq, a predicted model, not a curated record